This is a messenger RNA of Agelaius phoeniceus (red-winged blackbird), 1226 nucleotides long. RefSeq names its product LIM homeobox 6 (gene LHX6). Gene Ontology annotation, cellular component: nucleus. NCBI's taxonomy places the organism in Eukaryota, Metazoa, Chordata, Aves, Passeriformes, Icteridae. Gene Ontology annotation, biological process: regulation of transcription by RNA polymerase II; neuron differentiation; forebrain neuron development. Gene Ontology annotation, molecular function: RNA polymerase II transcription regulatory region sequence-specific DNA binding; DNA-binding transcription factor activity, RNA polymerase II-specific. The record is from RefSeq and is a predicted model, not a curated record.
AUGGAGCCGCAGCCUCCCUCUCCCGCUCUCUCCAUCAAGGUGAUGCCGCCGGAGCCGCUGCCCAAGGGGAGCGCCCGCUGUCUGGACCCGCACUCCCGAGCCAUGUCGCAGCCCGACGGGGAGCCUCUGCCUGGAGCCCUGGAGAAGGAGGACGCCCGCUCAGCGCCCAGCACCCCUUCCACGCCGUCCGUCUGCUCCCCGCCAUCCUCCUCUUCCUCCACGCCGUCGGCCGGCAAAAACGUCUGCUCCAGCUGCGGGCUGGAGAUUCUCGACCGGUACCUGCUGAAGGUGAACAACCUCAUCUGGCACGUCCGGUGCCUGGAGUGCUCCGUGUGCCGUACCUCGCUGCGCCAGCAACACAGCUGCUACAUCAAGAACAAGGAGAUCUUCUGCAAGAUGGACUACUUCAGCCGGUUCGGUACCAAGUGUGCCCGCUGUGGCCGGCAGAUCUACGCCAGCGACUGGGUGCGGCGGGCGCGGGGCAAUGCCUACCACCUGGCCUGCUUCGCCUGCUUCUCCUGCAAGAGGCAGCUCUCCACGGGCGAGGAGUUCGGCCUGGUGGAGGAGAAGGUGCUGUGCCGGAUCCACUACGACACCAUGAUCGAGAACCUGAAGCGCGCGGCGGAGAACGGCAAUGGGAUCACGCUGGAGGGGGCUGUGCCCUCGGAGCAGGACAGCCAGCCCAAGCCAGCCAAGAGAGCCCGCACCUCCUUCACGGCCGAGCAGCUGCAGGUGAUGCAGGCACAGUUUGCUCAGGACAACAACCCCGACGCACAAACGCUGCAGAAGCUGGCGGACAUGACGGGGCUGAGCCGCAGAGUCAUUCAGGUUUGGUUUCAAAACUGCAGAGCUCGCCAUAAAAAACACACCCCGCAGCACACGGUGCCGCCCUCGGGAGCGCCCCCGUCCCGCAUCCCCUCCUCGCUGUCCGAUGACAUCCACUACUCGCCCUUCAGCAGCCCCGAGCGGGCCCGGAUGGUGACGCUGCACGGAUACAUCGAAAGUCAGGUACAGUGUGGACAAGUGCACUGUAGACUUCCCUACACUGCUCCACCAGUGCACCUCAAAGCAGACAUGGAAGGACCACUGUCUAAUAGGGGGGAGAAGGUCAUCCUCUUCCAGUACUGACUGCGAGGGCUCUUCCUCAGCUGCCCGUGGCCCUGCCAGCCCCGCUGCCGCCCCUGAGCCGCUGACAGCGCCCGGCCCUGCGGGAGCAGCUCAGCCCC